AUGUCUGUCUCGCGAGACAUCACGGUUGCCGUGGUAACCCGCCGCUCACCGUCUCCGAGGCUAGGCAACAAUGUAGGCGAUCAUGAGCCUCCUGAAAGGAGAGUAAAGAAGACUUUGCGUUCUGCGACAGCGGCUCAGAAAAGUCCUCCAAAUGUCCGCCGUAGCAACUCCGACCAGUGGAAACUAACGGUUAUGAAUGGAGUCGCUAGGAAGGCACGGACAGCCGCAAAACAGCUGAAGGACGUUUGCAAGGUCAGGCCUCUGAACCUGUUGAUUUAGCUGUGGCGAGAACUUAGAAGAAAGUAGGUUGCUUCUGACUUAAAGAGCCUGAAAUGUGAAAAACUGCUCAAGAAAUCUCUCAUUGUCAGUCUCAGCAAGAGAGCACUUUAG
This is a messenger RNA of Puma concolor (puma), 390 nucleotides long. Lineage: Eukaryota; Metazoa; Chordata; Mammalia; Carnivora; Felidae. The record is from RefSeq and is a predicted model, not a curated record.